Messenger RNA from Stylophora pistillata, 377 nucleotides. RefSeq lists its product as uncharacterized. Gene Ontology annotation, molecular function: protein binding. The record is from RefSeq and is a predicted model, not a curated record. Lineage: Eukaryota; Metazoa; Cnidaria; Anthozoa; Scleractinia; Pocilloporidae.
UCUAAAAUCAAUAUGGAGGGAAGCGCUGCUAAUGAAGAAGAGUCUGGUCAGGUGCGAAUUCUGAACGUGGAACAUGAUGCAGAGGAUGUUGACCUGACUCAUGCAAAAAUUGAAAAACUAGAAAACCUUGAGAGACUGACUUGUGUUAAGUCUCUUUGUUUAAGAAGAAAUAAAAUCACAAAGAUUGAAGGACUAAGCACAUUGACAACCCUGGAGGAGCUGGACUUGUAUGAUAAUCAGAUUACACAGAUAGAGGGACUGGACAACCUCACCAACCUCACGAGUUUGGAUUUGUCCUUCAACUUGAUCAAAACAAUUGAAAACCUGGGAUCUUUAGUGAAAGUCAUUAAGUUGUUUCUGGUUUCAAACAAGAUCUC